AGUAAUAAGAAUUUUUCUCAUGCUUAUUGUGCUUCUAUAAUUCAAUGCUUUUGUAUGGAUAGAAAAAUAAAACAAUUAUAAAUGAUUAUAAUUAUAUGAAACUUUAGAUGUUGAACAUCUUUAAUAGAUCCAAUUCUUUGUUUAUUGAAUAAUAAAAAAAAUUAUUUACAUAUUCUAAAGAAAAGAAAGCAAAAGUUUAUAGAAAUUAAUUAUAUUCAAUUAUGGUAAUCCAUUGUUAAAAAAACAUUCAGAUCCAAACGAUUUACUAUUGAAAACAAAAUUACAAAAAAUGGUUGGAACAUCACAAAGCUCUGGUAAACCCGGUGAUUUAAUCUGCCUAUGUAUUGGCGGCCGAUUAUUUGUAACUAGAAGAGCUACACUUUAUCGAUUACCAGACAGUCGGCUUUAUUUAAUUGCUACACAAGGAUCAAGUAAUCAAGAGUCGAAUAUAAAUUACACAAAUCAAUUAAAUAUAGGCGAUGAUUUUGUCAAAUCAAUGAAUGAUAAUAAUUCUGAAGUAGCUUCAAAAUAUUUAUCACAAUCACAAACAUCUGGUAGAUUAGUUGGAAAUGGACCAAAUGAUGGUGCUUUAAUUGGUGGGGCAUCAAUUCUUCCUGAUAAUAUAGCAUCAAUGGUUGCAGGAAAUAUGAAUUUACAGUCAGCUUCGUCAAUUUGCCGAAAUCGUGGCUCUGGUUUUACUAAUCCAAUAGUGAAUCCAUCUCAUGGAAUUGAUUUAUAUCAAUCAUCAUCAAAUAAGCCUGUUUCACUGUUAUCACCAACAUCAACUAAUCAGUAUACUCAAUUGUCUAAUGCACCUAUAAUGACAACACCUCCAAUUGUUUAUUUUUAUGAUCGUGAUCCAGAAAUAUUUCGUUUCGUAUUAGAUUAUUAUAGAACUGGAGAGUUACAUUUACCAUCAAGUAUAUGUGGUCCAUUUGUUCGUAAAGAGUUAAUAUUUUGGGGUAUUGAUGAAGCAUUAAUUGGUCCUUGUUGUAUGCCUGCCUAUAUGAGAUAUGAUGAAGAGAAACGAACAAAAAAUACAUUAUUUCGUGAUUGUUUUGAAGAUAUCGAUUCGAUGCAAAAUCUUGUCAAAUUUUCUAGAGGAUGGAAAAAAUGGCGAUAUAGAAUGUGGUUAUUUAUGGAUCAUCCAUCUUCAUCUUUAGCUGCCAAGAUUUGGGCAUCUGUUCUCCUAGUAUUAAUGAUUGCAUCUGUAAUGUGCUACUGUUUGUCAACACAUGAUGUCUUCCGGACAAAAUCCACUAUUAUGUUAUCAUACAAUGGUUUACAGUCAUCUACUGCAGCUGAACCAAAUUCAAAUAGAAAUAAUAAUCUUUAUAAUAAUAAUAAUGAAGAGAAUAACUUUAUGACUAAACCAUUUCAUACUGAUCAAAAAACAUCAUAUCAAACUUUUCUAUCUACUACAACCAAUACAUUGAAUACAAUCACAACUAAAGAUAAACAAUUUAAUACAACAUUUAAUAAUCCAAUAUCUAUUUGUUAUGAUUCAUUAUGGCAUCCGAAUCCUAAAAUACAAAAAGAUUGUUCUACUGAACCAUCGGAAGGAUUAGUUACAUUUGAUAUUUCAUUAAAUUGUUUAUUUACCAUUGAAUUUCUGCUCAAAGUUUUACUUGCACCAGAUAAACCAAAAUUUCUUACAUCUAUUGUAUCAGUGUUUGAUAUGGUGAUAUUAUGUAGUUAUUGGGUAUAUAUGUCAUUAUUUUAUUAUUAUUAUUAUUAUCCUAAAACAACAAUGACAAAUAAUGUUGAAUUAAAAAUUGAACUGAGUGGAUAUUUAUGGUUAUUGAAUAUUUUAUCAAUGACACAAGCAUUACGUAUAUUACGUAUAUUUAAAAUAUCAAAAAUAUCUCGUGGAUUAAGAGUACUUAUAUUGACAGUGAAAAAAAGUAUACCAGAAUUAGUUCUAUUAGGUUUUCUAUUGAUGAAUGGUAUGUUUUUAUUUUCUUCUAUGAUGUAUAUAGCAGAAUAUCGUGUAAAUGAUACAUUUCCUGAUAUACCACAAUCAUUUUGGUGGUCAAUUAUCACUUUAACAGCUGUCGGUUAUGGAGAUAUGCAUCCAAAAGGUGGAGCUGGCUACUUUGUCGGUUCAUUAACAGCUAUAUCUGGUUGUAUUGUUACUGGAUUAGCAAUACCAAUAGUUGGGAAUAAUUUUAAUACAUAUUACAAAUAUAUGAAAAAUCAAUUAAUGGAAGAUAAAUACUUGAAAACAUUACGUAAAGAUAUGGAAGCUACAGGUGGUGUCAGUGGGACUAAAUCAGGUUUAGGUGUAGCUGCAGAUAAAGGUGGUUUACCUUUGCCAGGUAGAAAACCGCGUAAUAUUAAUCGACGUAUAAUACGUGGUAGUAAAAUCAGUAAAAAUGAUACUAUGAAAAGUAGUUUAGUAAAUAUGAUGGAAAUUUGUACACGAUCAAUAAAACGUCUAUUACCAACAGGUUUAAUUAAUAAAAAUAAUUGUAAACCAAUUGGUGUGCCUAAAACUCAAACAACUGAUUCUAUGCAAUUAUUAACAGAGAAUCAAAAACUUCCUAAUGUGUUCACACGUAAAGCAACUAUCCAUGAACUAAAUGAAAGGAAGAAUAGUUAUAAAAAUCAAAAUAAUAUGUCCACUAAUAAUUUAAUGUCGUGUAAAAAGAAGUUGAGUAAUGAUAGAUUAGAUAUUGAACAUCGACCAAGUUUGAUGUAUCCAUUAGCAACGGAUCAGUUUCUCAAUUCACUUCUACCUUCUCAGUUAUCAUUAAUUCCAACACCUCAAAUAUGGGUAGAUGGUGAAGAGUUUGAUGAUCAAUUGUCAGCUGCAAGUCAUGUGUUUGAUAAUAAUGGUAGUAAUAACAAUAAUAAUAUUAAUACCAUCAAGUCAUCACAAUCAAUUUGUUCUGCACCAAGUAUAGAAGCUACUGAAACAAUUCAAAAUCAUCCUGAUCAUCACUAUAUUUAUCCUCGUAUGUCUAUUGUCUCAGAGGAAAUAUUACCUAAUUCCAUACAGAUUUCAUCAGAUAUACCAUGUUGUACAGUUUUGAAUGUUUCCGAUGUAAUACAAAAUGAUGACAAUAUAAUGUCCAGUGCUGAAGAUGGUGAUGAUGAACAGGAAGAUUCUAGUUGGGAAGUUAAAACAAUGAAAUCAACAAAUAAAAUCCAUAUGAAUCGUGAAAUUAAUAUAAUACCACGUAAAUCUCCAUCAUUAAAAAUGUCUACACUAAAAAAUAAUAAUAACGAGACUAGCAAUUAUGAUAAAAAAGAUAAUAAUAAUAACAACACAGAUAAUAACAAACUUAAAAAACCAAUUGCUAAGAGAAUGAAUUAUGUAUAAGUGGGUGAUUCGAUGCAGUCUGUUCAUUAAAUUUAUCAUAAUCAAUCAAUCAACCAAUUAUUGACAAUGAAAACAACAUUAUUCAGUAAUUCAAAACUCUUUAAAUAACUUCUUAAUGAAUGACCUAUACAAAGACUUACAAGUUUUAGGUGAUUACAUUAGAAACCCACAAUCAUUCACUAAUCAUCAAUAAGGAAAGUAUAGUUUCAUAGUAACAAUAAUUUGUAAAUUUAAAAAAAUAUGAUUACCAUUAUUGUUUUAAUACGAAUGUCUAUUUUCAAUGUAGAUAUUAUUAUUACUACUUUUAACAUUUUUUUCUUCUGAUACGAAUGGUAAAUACUUCAAUAAUCAUUUUCAUUUAACUCAAUUUUCUCUUUUCUUUCUUAUUUGCUUCUCUUUAUAUAUAUAUAUAUAUAUAUAUAUAUAUACAUCUAUUUCUAUGAAAGUUGUAAUGAAUAAGAAUCAGAUAAGAUAAUCAUAAAACUUUAUGCAAUAACAACAACAACUACUACUAAUACUACUGAUUAAAAUAUUAUUAUAAUAUUCUACUAAUAAAAUUUAAUAAUGAUUAUAGUUUUUUCCUGAAAUGUAAAAUUAUUAUUACAUUUUCUUAUCUGCUUUUAAUUGUAUGUUGUGUAUUGCGGUGUUUAAAUGAUAAUUUACACUAUUUCAAAGAGUUAUAAUAUAUAUUCCUUUCUUUCUUUUCCUUUUUUUCUUCUUUUUUUCUUUUUUCCACUAUCAAAUAUCAAUAAUAUAGUGUUUAAUGUUCAAUUGUAAGUAGAUAGAAAAUAUUUCAUUAAUUGUUUAAUGAUGUAAUUAACAUUUUUAAUUAUUCAUUUGAAAAAGGAAAAAGAUAAUAAUACCUGUGAAAAUGAUUUUGUAAAUUUAAUAAAUCAACUAGUUAGUAAUGAAUAGUUUUCAAUAAAAUUUUUAAUUCAAUUGUUUAUUAUUAAUAUCAGUAAGGGGUUUUGUUAAGAUUUUAGUCAUUUAAUUAUUGAAUUCAUGAGUUGAUUAAGGCUGAAUUACCAUAGAAAACCUGGAAGCACUGAAUAGUCGUUUCCUCCCUAGUAUGGUACUCCUCAGCAGUAAACAUCGACGACCACACAUACAGGACUCGAACCCAGGACAUUCGGUCUCAUGGGCCAACACUUAGUCUCUAGACCUCUAAGCAGUCUCAUACUAGGAUGAAACAACCACCCAGUGCUCUCAGGUUUUCCAUGGUGAUCUAGCUCAAAUCAAUUUAUCCACGAUCUCGCACUACUGAGGAGUCCCAUACUACGACGUUACGAUCGUCCAGUGCUUCCAGGUCUAGCUUAUAUUGACUCAUGAAUUCAACUAUAAAUAAUAUACUGUGGCAUACUCUUAGAUACA
This is a messenger RNA of Schistosoma spindalis, 4696 nucleotides long. NCBI's taxonomy places the organism in Eukaryota, Metazoa, Platyhelminthes, Trematoda, Strigeidida, Schistosomatidae. The record is from the annotation of a GenBank genome assembly.